CGACAUGGCGGCUGCGGGAGCCGCGUCGCCGGGCCGGCUGGUCCAGUACGUGGUCGUCCGCUCGGACCUGGUCCACAAGCUGUCGUGGCCGCUCGGAGCCGUCAUCACGCAGGCCUGCCACGCGGCCACGGCCGCCAUCCACCUGCACUACGGGGACGCCGACACGCAGCGGUACCUGGAGCAGCUGGACUCCAUGCACAAAGUGGUGCUGGCGGCCCCGGACGAGGCCGCCCUCUCUGGCCUAUCGGAUAGCCUGACGGAGGCCGGCGUGUCCCACAAGCUGUGGGUGGAGCAGCCGGAGAACAUCCCCACCUGCCUGGCUCUCAAGCCGUACCCCAAAGAGGCCGUGCAGCCACUGCUGCGCAAGUUCAAGCUCUUCAAAUGAGGCCGGCUCCGGGCAUCCUCUGUCUGAGACUAUGGUGGGGGGGGGACUGAGAUGUGAGAAGAAACACACAGAAACAUGUCUUCACCUCUGGAGGUCAACAGCAGACAUUCAUUACACUAUACAGCCUUUUUAGCUGCUUUAUAAUGCAAAUAAUGUAUUGAAGUAAAAUCCAUAGUUUCAGCAACAUGUCAUUAAAACAACCAGACCACAGUGAGUUAGCAUUAGCAUUAGCAUUAGCCUGGAUCCACAGUGGUUGGAACUAGCUUUAGCAUGUUUAGGUUUAAAGUGAAAACAAAGUUUUGAUUAGUGUUGUUUUGGUGCUCGGAUCCACUGAAAACAAUCUUUUGAAAAUGGCUCACAAGGUGGAACUUUUUGAAAAAGUGCCGUCAGCUGUCAAUGUCUCCAUGGAAACGCUAAAUAAAAUUACAAUAUUUAAAAAUGCUUUAUCUUCCUGGGAGCAAGGAAGAACGCUAAGUUUUGAAAAUGUAUCUAAAUGUGUGAAAAUGCUCAUUUUAAAACAAAAAAGCUCCUCUGGAAAGAGAGAAAUUGUUGAAAACGCUCCUCUGUGCAAACCAGGAACAAGGCUAUGCUGUGAAAAUGUGACUUUGGAGAAACGAGGGAAGCAGAUGCAAGUUUUUGAAAACACUCCAACUGAGUCUGAGUGAAGCUGUGAUGCGCUUGUCUCCAUGGUGACACAUCUCCAUGGCAACACUUGUCUCCAUGGCAGCACUUGUCUCCAUGGUUGCGCUUGUCUCCAUGGCGACGGAGCCGGAGUGUUUGCCAGAAGUUCCGUUUCCAGGGACCGCUGUCCUGUCGUGGAAACGGAUCUUUAGCGUUUUCACCUGAAAUGUUUUCUGCUGAUGUUUCAGCCACAACUCUGUGAGCAAAAGAAACUCUUUUCCAUUGAAUAAAGUGUUCUAUAGCUGCAAAAAAUAUUGAACUAUGUCAACUGUAUCCAGUCUGUAGGUUUCUGUGUUUACCAGGACUGUGGUUUAUGUUUCAUUUGGGACUAAAAUCCCCUCUGGCUCAGUCGGUCUGCUGCUCAGGUCUAUUUUUGGAUUAAAACAGCAGAAGCAGCUUCCCGCUGACCGACGGUGAUGAAGAAGAGGAUGACGAUGAAGAUGAUUUCCAUAGUAAAUACAGGCUGUAGAGGUAGAAGCAAAGCGAAGCAGACUGCUGGGCUCUGACUCAUCCUGAGACUACGAGUGGCUCUGGAGGCGUUCAGCGAUGGCGACACGCUUCGCUUCGAUGCCGAGAAUCACGCGAUGAGGAACCGACUCGGUGUCGGCCGUCCAGCUGCACCACUCCUUCCCUCCCUCUCUCCUCUCUCUCACAUCAGGAUGUCAUACAGAACGACUCCUGAAGACAUGGACCUGCUCAGGUUGCUCUCACACAGCGGUGCGUUGGUGCGGUGAAUCGCUCUCCGCUCCCCCGGAACAGGGGUUCGUUUCCCCGUCUCAUCAGGACUCUGAGCCUUCAUGACCAAAACUGAGUUUGUCUGCAUCUGAAAACAUGCUGGUUAUAUGCAAAUCCAAAGAAUAAAGUGAAC
Salarias fasciatus (jewelled blenny) is the source of this 1934-nucleotide messenger RNA. It is a transcript of the gene ptrhd1, whose product is annotated as peptidyl-tRNA hydrolase domain containing 1. The transcript has 2 exons. Gene Ontology annotation, molecular function: peptidyl-tRNA hydrolase activity. Lineage: Eukaryota; Metazoa; Chordata; Actinopteri; Blenniiformes; Blenniidae. The record is from RefSeq and is a predicted model, not a curated record. Bases 5 to 385 code for a protein of 126 amino acids.